CAGCCGGUCCGGGAGUCAGUAUCACCUACAACACUCACACAGUGUAGCAUGCUGCAGUCCCCGUCCGACAGUCGGGCCUUGAUUUCUUCUAGUUGGACUGGAUAAGGCGUGGUUUUUGCCAGGAAGCGUCUCUCUCCCCAUGCAGUGAUGUAGCAGUGUCCAUAUUCCGACAAGCAUUCCAACCCUGCAUGUGCUAGUACAGUAGCUGACGAACACUGAGUACACGGAAUUCAUUUAAUCACGUCAGUUCACUCUCGAAACUCUUGUGCCUGGAACGAGUUCAACAGUUUGGACAGGCAGCCCCACCUUCGUCUUGUUCUACAGUCUUCAUAGGCCGCCAGCUGUUUGGCUUUGGGCUUUCAACACCGUACAUGUCGAAUGCUUAAAUCUGGACACUAUGGGUGAUUACCGGCGGGAAUUCGCUGUAAAAAGUGUGAUGAGACUAUUACUGGUAUUUGUAGUUGUGCAAGGAACAGCCUGUGAAAGAAAGGAAAAUCUUUAUCUGUUAGGUCUCUUCCCGACGUACGUGAACCAAUCCAUGGCAAGCAUAGGUCGAGACUGUCUUCAAUCAGCAAGACUCGCCCUGGAACAUGUCAACGCAGAUCCCAAUGUCCUCAGCGAUUUCAACCUGACAAUGAUAGAACUCGACACCUCGAAUAACGAGGGCUGGACGGUAAACGAGCUGCUGCAGGAAUUGUUGAUGAACGUCUCGAAUCGGUCUAGCGAACCCGUGAUGAUCAUUGGCCCCUUGCGCAACGAAAUUACCCAGAUAGUAUCCCUAACAACUAGCUUCUGGCACCUUGUGCAGAUCUCUUAUGGCUCUCAUGAACCUCACUUAGGAGACAGGUCGCAUUAUCCGUUCCUGUACCGCACCAUUAUGUCCAACACGGGCUAUAAUGACCCCCGGGUGCUCAUGAUUAAGCAGUGGGGAUGGAAGCGUGUAGCUACGCUGGGACGAACUGAAUCCACCAUGGCAAUGGAGGAUAUGCACACUAAGCUUAUAAACAAUAGCAUCGAAAUUAUAGCCAAGGAGAAUUUUGACGACGAUUUAGUACAGCCCUUCAAGUUCUUUAAGGAAAAAGAUGUUCGGAUUAUCGUGGGAAACUUCUAUGAAUUUCAAGCGAGGAAAGUAUUUUGUGAGGCCUACAAAUCUGGUUUGUAUGGAUCCAAGUACGCCUGGAUGAUCUUCGGUCACUACGAGCCAAAAUGGUGGUUGGAUGGGGAUCUCUACGGCUGUACACAGGAGGAGAUGACCGCUGCCGUUGAGGGCGCUAUCUCAGUUGGGUUCCAGACGCUGAGUACCGAAGAAGUGGAAACCAUUGGCAGAAUUACUCCCUCCGAGUACCGAGACAUUAUGCUGGCAAAGACAGGCACAGAUUACAGAGUGGAGAUUAAACCCACCCCGUACGCAUAUGAUGCCGUCUGGGCAGCCGCGUUGGCCCUCAAUGCCACCAUUCCAGUCAUUCAGCCUAAGACGCUAGACCAGUUCUUCUAUAGCGACACCAAAAUGACACGCUCCUUUUGUAAGAGUCUGGACGAGCUCAGUUUCAUGGGCGUUUCAGGUCUGGUUUCCUUCGACUCGAACGGAGACAGGCGAGGCGAGUUUCGAAUCAGGAGAAUUAUCAAUGGAAGUGACUACGACAUCGGGCAUUACAACCGAGCCACAGACACCAUCGAGUGGUUUUACACGGUUGAAGAGAUAUUCUUUACCAGUGAUGGCAAACCACCAGCAGACAGUGACAUCACUGUCACCGUGUAUCGUAAGGACUCUGUGUCUUACGAGCUCUUCGUCAGCAUGACAGCUUUUGCGUCCGUUGGUAUCGCUAUGGCUUGUGGCUUCUUGGCCUUCAACAUAUUUUACAGGAAUGAAAGGCUGAUCAAGAUGUCUAGUCCCAACCUCAAUGAUCUCAUCAUUGUUGGGUGCAUCAUGACCUACAUGACUGCGAUCUUGUUGGGAGUAGACGCCAGACUACUUACUGACUGGCAGCUGCGGAUUAUGUGCCGGUUUCGGGCAUGGUUGUUUGCCAUCAGUUUUACCUUGUCGUUCGGAGCUAUGUUUUCAAAGACCUGGCGUGUGUACAGUAUUUUCACCAACAAGAAAUUACAAAAGCGGGUUAUCAAAGAUUAUCGUCUUUUUGCAAUGGUUGGUGUACUCCUGCUGAUUGACAUCGCAAUUCUGGUAUUGUGGCAGAUCUUAGACAAUAUCACAAUCACAAUCAAAGUCCUCAGCGAAAAGGACCACGAAGACAUACCAAACAUGAAGGUUGUUAUACAGCAGCACAACUGCUCGGGAGACCUGUCCACCUACUUCAUAUGGGCCGUGUACAUAUACAAAGGACUCCUCCUUGUCUUCGGCACAUUCAUCGUUUGGCAAACAAGAAAUGUGAACAUACCAGCUCUGAACGACAGCAAAUAUAUCGGGCUGUCCAUAUACAACGUGGUUAUAUUCAGCGCGCUGGGGGUGUCGCUGUCUUACCUUCUUGCUGACAACAGUGGGUACACCUACGCCAUAGUUGGUGGGCUGGUCAUCUUUUGUACGACGCUCACAUUGUGCCUCCUAUUUCUUCCGAAGGUUUUGAGAAUCAUCUAUGGUUACGCGCCGGAGGAAGUGGGCACCCGCGUGAUGUCCAACAUAAAUGGCCGACAAGGGACACGAAACGGGCCUUGCGAGGAAAGGACGCGUAGCGUAGUGCUCGGUGGGGAGUACAGUACCGUAGUGCAGGAAGAGCGGGAACGACCCAGCGAGGCCAGAAUAUAAUGGAUCUGAACAAGUCGAAGCCUUGCCUCAAUGUAAAUAGUCUACUACUAGCCGGCGUGUAAAAAGUAAGGGCUAAGCUGCUUUCCAUUUGGCCUUGAAAACCAACACCCACAAACUUCGCAGAUUUUGGUGUCUUGAUAGUAAACUGCAACAUUGUAUAUCUUUAACAAAAGAAUUAAAAGGUUACAACAUCUGGUGAUUUCCAUUCUAGAUUAAAAAUGUGCUUUGGUAUUAUUGACACAAGGUACGAUUAUAUCAAUCGAAUUCCCCGUGAUCCCCUACAGAGGUCCCAUUUUAAGAUUGAUCAGUGAUUUGCAAAUUCAACGACUACGUGACCGGGAGCGGACUUCGUGGUUUUCAUUUUCUAAGCUUGCAGCUGAAAUGCCGCCCACUUUUUCCUAAGGUUACUACCUUACUAUGUAAAAUGCUGUAUAUAGGCCUUGAGUAGAUGGCACUGAGCUCAGCCGGAACGCCUUGGAAUUUGCAGCGCCUUCUGAAAUCGUCAUUCUCGGAGAGAAUGUCCCCAGUGCAGAAGGGCGUGCACGUGCAGCCCUCAUAAGGAGAGAAUCCAAUUUCGAGCAUACGUACUCUUUACAUCACAAGGACACUAAUUGAUCUCAUGUGCCGUGUUGAGGCCAAAUAUGUGAUCUAGGGUCACAGAAUAACCAGCACAAAAACUCCAACUGGAUAAUUUGCAGAUGAGGCAUCUAUUUUUAACUCUGCCCUGUGUAACCCGUGCUCUCUUAGGGUAGGGAUCUGUUGUCAAAAUAAUGAUAGAGAGUCAUCAGUGGAUUGAGUUACACACACAAUUGAUUUAUUUUGAAUAAUUAUUUACAUCGUCUAAAUUCACAAUAAUAGACUUCCGUUGUAGAUUAUUGGCACAUAUGGAAAACUGGUGCCCUGCGUGCCAAUCAACUUCUAUUACUAUUGAUACUGGAUAUUACUGUAAGGAAUAUUCAUUAUGGAAACAAUAAUCACAGCAUAUAGGUCUUCCGUAUCUGAGCGGUUCACUCAGUAAUGACUGAUCGGUAAUUCAUGCCCGAGUUAUACACUGAGGAAUAGUCCAUGAGUGGUUGUUCCCAGCUCCAGAAUUAUGGAUAAUAUCGAUAAUAAUCGAUAAUUAUCUACCUGCUCCGGAAUUAUCGAUAAUGACCGCCGAGCUGCUCCUUUUGUAUUUUAUAUAAGGGGUUCUGAACAAUUCAUACAUGAAGAAAAGUCGAUGGAAGAAAACUGAUUGAGGUUUUGUGUACACUUGGUCUCGUUAAUCAAUAUCCGGGAAGGUUGGGAGCGAGUUGGUGAAAGGCUGCUCUUGGCUGAACUAAAGGGGACUUGGUCAACAAAGUGGCACUGUAAAAAUAGUAAUAGUGCGAUAAAAAUACGGACCAAUUUUGCGGGUUUUUCAAAAACUGUCUACGUUUGUGCAGUUGGUGGCGCCACGCAGAAAUAAUUUUUUAAUUGCGCAGGACUAUGGAAACGAAAAAUGUCACGACCUCUUAGGACCUGGUUUCGUGGGUAUGUUUUCGUACAAAGGACUUGCACGCCUGAGCUGCACGGCCUAGCCUGACAAUUUUUUUCGGAAUAAAAUAACAACCUAAAAAAUUCAAAACAUCUGUCCUUCACUCUGAACCUCAAGCCGCAUUUAUCAAACAAUCAAACGGUCUCCUUCACCGCCUGGUUCACCAGCGGUGGCCCCAUUGUCAACCUGAUCCCGUUGCGUACUUGCACCAGCUGGAGAACCGUUUCCACAGCGCUACGUGGACAAAAUUUCAGAGCAGAUACCAUUGGCCUAUAUACGUGAACUGGUGGCACAGCGAAAUACAAGUGCAACAAUAAAAUUGGACAGGCUUAUCGGGUAUAACGUUGUCUUUGAAUAAUUUUCGGCUGCCGGCACACUCAGUCUUCCCCCUUAGUUGAUAAACCUUAGUGGCUGACAUUCACACUGGACCCUGCAUGACUCAAUAUGCAACGACGAAAGUACCAACACUGAUACGAGACCACGGACUUUGUUCGGCACGCAGCGGUGAUUAUGCUGUCAGGGAGCUGUGCGAGCAAAAAGAGCCCAAUGUUCUGCAGCUGUACAGCGAAUCGUUUGGAUUGUACAUAGGAAAUUUUGCACCAAAUGAGACAGCCAUUGACUUGGCUUAUCCAACGAAGGAGGAAAAAUCCCAAAGUACAUGCAUGUAACUUGAAACGCCCAACUCAUUGCCAUUUGUAUUGAACCACAUCACAUCUACCUUAACCAUUGUUGACGAAGUACAUGACAUUUGAUGAACAGCUCAGUGUGGGUAAAAUUCUGUCCGCAAAUUUACCCCAAACGACAAAUAGCUCUUCCUGAACGCUAGACAUUCAGGUUAGGUGGCCGUUUUCAAUGCGUGUAUUUCCUUUGAAACAAAUAUUCUAGGCAGGCAGAAAGUUAACUCACGGGAGUUCGAUCGGGUGAUGCGUAGCAGUUAGUAGAACGAUCAAAUCACGUGAUUUCUGAGACAUUCUUAACACAAGGUCCCACGUUGGAGGGUUUUAAAAGCUCUGGUUAGGCUUGCAUAAACGCGCACACAUCACAAGCUCAUAAUUUCAAAGAAAUUAAGGCACCUACUACCUUACUACCGAUACCAUACAAUAAUUUUUGUGUCGCGGUUUAAUAAAUUACUGCGAAUUAUACGUCCAAGAAACAAGUUGGAGAGAAAACUGAUAAACUUCUUAAAUUCAAAUCUGAUUUUGCAAAACAUAUCCUUCUUUCUCACUAACAACGAAACGUAUGUACUUAAUGACUCAGAGAAGAAAGUACUAUGUAAAAAUUAAUAAGAAAAGAUAUAUGUCUGUAGUAUACAUAUGUAAAUUACGAAGUAUGUGCAUGUAUUGUGUAUUAAUAGCUCUUUAUUACCAAUGACAAAGCAUCCACUCUCUCUUGCCUGUAACAUUUUGGUCUGAUUUGAAGGACUGUAUGUUCUCAUUUCUUUUGUUAUUUGCCAUACAUAAUGAGUAGAGCGACUGAUCAGCUUGACCACAUGAGCAGUACUAACAAUGUGAUUGGAUCAUUUUCCCUGAAGUUAAUGGCGACGACUUGAAGGACGUUUGAAUUGACUGAUAAUUUCUUGAAUUCCUAUGUUUUUUUAUGGCAGUAACGAUAAAAUACUUUUUUUUUCUUACUCCCAACAAAUCAAUACAUGUUCGAUGGCUUGUCACUCCGACACCGGGCGGCUUCGUUUUAAGUUGUUGCGAUGGUGGUGUAUACAGCGUAAGCUGAAAAUAGCAGAAUAUGCCACUGUGAUUUGCGAGUUUCACUCGAUGUGUCUGUCACUGUAAUGAGUUGCUCUCUGUUGCCAUUUACCAGGCGAAUUGACCGAAAGUCACGACCCACCUCACUACAGACGAUGAAUGAAUUGCCUCCCCGUGGAAAUAACGUUGCAUCUGAGAUGGACUGACACGCGAAGAAUUGACUUUUCACUCACAGACCAUGGACAGACAUGAACGACAAAAGCCCCACUCGACUCUGCGAAAGAACAGAAUCAACAUGUACAUGUAUAAUUUAAACCCCUUUAAGAACGUGGGAUGAAAUGAAAAUUGGUAAUUGGUAAUUUGAGUACUAUAGAUCGGCUUAAUAGGACGGUUUUAUCAUAAGUAAUUAUGUUUUGUGUUAGAUAAUGUUGGUUUAAUUUGACGCAUCUCGAUUUUAUGCUCAAGUCUAGCCUAUUUCUCACGCAUCCCAGACGGUGGGCCUGCUUAUUAAACAGCCUGCAAAAAUAAGACGACUGACUUGAACGAACCAUACUAUAAUACAGGACACAGGAAUUACACAACUCUGACACUUCAAGUGCUCAAUGAUCAUCGCCAUCCAGUCCGACGUAUAAUAAUAAAAUUCCAGAUUACUGCCUGCAGGAAUAACCGUACGAAUGGGGAAAGUAAUAUCCUCGCGAUGCCUGUGGUGUUUUUCAUGCAAUUAAGUACAGCUUAUAGCUGUGACCAGGAAAAAGAGACAGCAAAAUCCCUAACGUUUGACCUACUUUUGCCAUCGAGAACAAACAUUGUUUUUUGAUAAACUGGCUGCAGAGGCUGCACAUGCUUGAAAAAAUUCGCUAGCGAAGUCUGGCUUAAUACGUACCCUGCCUCCCUGGCGGCCGAUUCACGUCUUUUUGUUCAUUUUGUUAUAAGCAGAUUGAGGUACACAUAGUGCAAACGCAAAAAGACCUUUUUAAAUUGCCAAACGCAGGACUCUAACUGCAACGGUCUUUCCUGCUAUACUGUACAAUGACAGCUCUCCAAGGACAUUUUUUAUCUUAUCAUGCAUCAAGAAAUAACAAUCGGAUUGUCAUUGAAUUGGGUAAAUCGACAGAUGUACGGUCGGUCGGUCUACUUGAAGUGACAACGGACAGACCUCGCAACAUGUGCUCAUUAGGCCUACUGCAUCCAAUUACUGUCACAAGCAGGAUUUUUUUUCACAAGUGUCCUCUUUACACCGAUGGCAAAAUGUCUUUUUCCCUAUGAAUAUUGAAACUCCAUUCUUUGUUGCAGUAAUUUCCACCUUGAGAUCUUAAUUGCUCUGCUUACAUUCUUUUCUUGAAUCCUCGUGUUUCAUUUCUGUCCAAGAAUCACUUCUAGAAAGUUGAUUAAUUUGGUCAGGUAUUACCAUACGUUUGAAACCAAAAUAAGAGAAAAAAUGUAGAUUGCGAUGGGAAAGCUGAGUAUUAUUGGGGUGGAAAGUUGGUAAUUUGGUCGGAAAGUGGGUAAUUGAACGCGAAUAAGUCAUCGAAAUGACGAAGUUUUAGUGGGGUGAAAACGAAUUAGAAAACUGAAAGUUUGGAGAGGUUACUAUAUACAGGGUGUCCACAUAAAGAGCAUACCGAGAUAAAAAAAGACUGUAAUGGCAAAAGUACUUUAUAUGGAGAAGAGAAAUAUAUCUCUAGAAAGGGCAAAUGUCCUCUUUGCAAUGGUAUACAGCUUGUGAUGUUAUUGACAUCCAGAAAGUACAUCACACAAUGCAGGUAGGAUGACCAUUCAUGUGUUACAAUGGUAAAAGCAUUUGGCCUUGACCCCACGUGUUGACUUUUGCUAUUCAAAAUAUGCAACUUGUCACAGUGCCGAUUUCAGUACCCUUAACAUCGGUCUAGUUUGUUGUCUCAUCUGUGUCAAGAACAUC
This is a messenger RNA of Acanthaster planci (crown-of-thorns starfish), 7892 nucleotides long. RefSeq names its product gamma-aminobutyric acid type B receptor subunit 2-like. Gene Ontology annotation, biological process: gamma-aminobutyric acid signaling pathway; G protein-coupled receptor signaling pathway. Gene Ontology annotation, cellular component: G protein-coupled receptor heterodimeric complex; membrane. NCBI's taxonomy places the organism in Eukaryota, Metazoa, Echinodermata, Asteroidea, Valvatida, Acanthasteridae. The record is from RefSeq and is a predicted model, not a curated record. Gene Ontology annotation, molecular function: G protein-coupled GABA receptor activity.